Messenger RNA from Vicia faba (fava bean), 1413 nucleotides. The record is from the annotation of a GenBank genome assembly. Lineage: Eukaryota; Viridiplantae; Streptophyta; Magnoliopsida; Fabales; Fabaceae.
AUGGUUGAUACGAAGAUGAGAUCCAUAUUAUGGGUAUUAUUGUUGUUGUUUGGUUGUUUUGUGAUUGUUUCUGGUGAAAGACAGCUUGUGAAAAUUCAAGUACCAAGUUUUAAUGUUACUUCUAUGAUUCAAGAACAUACUAGUUUUCUCACGAAAGCUGUUAAUUUGUUAUGGAAAUCUGAUGGAUCGGGAUAUACACACGUGUGGCCGGAAAUGGAGUUUGGGUGGCAAAUAGUGUUGGGUUCUUUUAUUGGAUUUUGUGGGGCUGCGUUUGGGAGUGUUGGUGGAGUUGGUGGUGGUGGCAUAUUUGUUCCUAUGCUUAGUCUUAUUAUUGGUUUUGAUCCUAAAACAUCUACGGCUAUUUCUAAAUGUAUGAUCAUGGGAGCAGCUCUGUCUACUGUUUACUACAACCUUAGGCUAAGACAUCCUACCUUAAACAUGCCAAUAAUUGACUAUGAUUUGGCACUUCUGAUUCAACCUAUGCUCAUGCUUGGUAUCAGCAUUGGAGUGGUCUUCAAUGUUGUUUUUCCUGAUUGGAUGGUUACUAUAUUGCUCAUUAUUCUUUUCUUAGGAACAUCAACAAAAGCAUUCUUUAAAGGAAUGGAGACAUGGAAUAAGGAAACCAUAAUGAAAAAGGAGGCUGCUAGGAGACAAGAAUCAGUUGGUUCAGGAGAAUACAAAGCUCUUCCAACUGGACAAGAUGUUGUCACUGAAAAAGAAGACACCAAGGUGUCUGUGUUUGAAAAUGUUUACUGGAAGGAGUUCGGGCUACUGGUAUUUGUUUGGGUUUCAUUCCUUGCACUACAGAUUGCUAAGCAAAACUACACAACUACAUGCUCCACGGCAUAUUGGGUACUGAACUUGUUGCAGAUUCCAACCGCGGUUGGGGUAACUGCAUACGAGGCAACUAUGUUGUUCACCGGAAAAAGAGUAAUAGCUUCUGUUGGUGAUCAAGGGAAAGAAUUUACAGUUUUCCAGCUAGCGAUCUAUUGUGUCUUCGGCCUGUUGGCCGGUAUAGUUGGUGGAAUGCUGGGACUAGGAGGGGGAUUCAUUAUGGGUCCACUUUUUCUUGAGCUGGGUGUUCCUCCUCAAGUGUCGAGCGCGACAGCCACGUUCGCGAUGACAUUCUCCUCGUCUAUGUCUGUCGUGGAAUACUACUUGCUCAAACGAUUUCCAGUUCCUUAUGCUCUUUACUUAAGCAUGGUGGCUACUAUUGCAGCCUUGGUUGGACAACAUAUUGUGAGAAGGCUUAUCAUAUUAUUUGGAAGAGCAUCUCUUAUCAUCUUUAUUUUGGCCGGCACAAUAUUUAUCAGCGCGGUCUCACUAGGUGGAGUUGGCAUUUCAAAUAUGGUCCACAAGAUUGCAAUGCAUGAAUAUAUGGGAUUUGAGAAUAUCUGCAAGUAUGGGUCAUAG